GUAACAUACACGAAUGGGGGCUGGGGUGCUCCUGUCUGUCUGGGGGAGGCUGGAACCCUUAUUUUGCAUGAGGACAGGCUGAUGCCCUGGGUUCCAAGAGAGACUGGACACUCCCUCCCAGGCUGGCAGACUCAUCGACCCUGACCACUGGCCUCCCGGGUUCUCACCUGGGUUGACAGGACUGGAGCCCCGGGGUCGAUCGGAGGCAGAAGUUACGGGGGGCAGCGGCGGCAGCAGCAGCAGGAACAGGAGCAAAAGCCGGGGCUCGGGGCCUGACGUAGCCAUGGCUAACAGCACGCUUAGGCUACACCCAGGCCCGCACCCGGGCUGAGCUGAGCGCCUGGAUUCCAACUCCCCGGGAAGAUUCUGGGAAAAGGGGAAGCCGAGCCCGCUGAGAGGAGGAGCUGUGCUCCGGACUCCGCCCUGGAAAAAAGGCGUAACCCGAGGCCACCGAAAACCCGAGAUGCAGACGGCGAGACAAGUUCGCUCCCAGGACCCUGGACAGCGGCGGGUGCUGGACCGGGCAGCCAGGCAGCGGCGGAUCAGUCGACAGCUGGAAGCAUUAGAGAAUGACAACUUCCAGGAUGACCCCCAUGCCGGCCUCCCGCAGCUGGGCAAGAGGCUACCUCAGUUUGAUGAUGAUGCAGACACAGGAAAGAAAAAGAAGAAAACUCGAGGUGACCACUUUAAACUUCGCUUCCGGAAAAACUUCCAGGCUUUGCUGGAGGAGCAGAACCUGAGUGCAUCUGAGGGCCCCAACUACUUGACAGCCUGUGCGGGGCCCCCAUCCCGGCCCCAGCGUCCCUUCUGUGCGGUGUGUGGCUUCCCAUCCCCAUAUACCUGUGUGAGCUGCGGUGCUCGGUACUGCACAGUGCGCUGUCUGGGCACCCAUCAGGAGACCCGGUGUCUGAAGUGGACUGUGUAAACCUGCCAUCAGGGAGAGGAAGCACCCCCUACCCUCCCCAACCGACCCCAGCUCACCCACAAAGAACAGAGAGAGAGGAACUACCCAUUCACCCAGCAAAGCUGUGUCCUGCCGACCAAGGAAGGCCACACAGACCCCAGGGACUGUUGUGGGGGUGGUCCAGCCCACAGAGUGCUAUGAUAAUAAAUGGCAUGGUAAAAGGAA
Molecule: messenger RNA, 1129 nt
Organism: Arvicanthis niloticus (Nile rat)
Lineage: Eukaryota; Metazoa; Chordata; Mammalia; Rodentia; Muridae
Source: RefSeq, a predicted model, not a curated record